This is a messenger RNA of Gongylonema pulchrum, 465 nucleotides long. NCBI's taxonomy places the organism in Eukaryota, Metazoa, Nematoda, Chromadorea, Rhabditida, Gongylonematidae. The record is from the annotation of a GenBank genome assembly.
AUGAAACGUUUUGAACUGGUUCACCUGCCCGAGUAUUUAAUAAUUACGUACAAACGAUUCCAUAAAAAUCAGUGGUUCGUGGAGAAAAACCCGACAAUUGUCAAUUUUCCGAUUAGCAAUGUUGAUUUGUAUGAUUGUUUGGCCGAGGAAUCGCGUCCACUGCAUAAGUAUACAACGUACGACCUCAUUUCAAACAUCGUUCAUGAUGGCCCACCGUCAUCCGGUUCUUAUCGCAUUCAGAUUCUUCACAAUGGGACACAAAAAUGGUAUGAAUUGGAAGAUUUGCAUGUCAAGGAAAUAUUGCCACAAAUGAUAACACUUGCUGAAUCCUACAUACAAAUUUGGCGUUUAAAUGUCACAAAAACUCGUGACCAAAGAGCAGGAGAAGUGGAUGAAGACACUACUACUGGCAUCCCAGCUGCUGCUUCUGGCGAGGAAACUGUAGAAAUAAAAAUGGAAAUGUGA